Messenger RNA from Homo sapiens (human), 1704 nucleotides. RefSeq lists its product as uncharacterized. Lineage: Eukaryota; Metazoa; Chordata; Mammalia; Primates; Hominidae. The transcript has 5 exons. The coding region runs from base 1 to 720 and encodes 239 amino acids. The record is from RefSeq and is a predicted model, not a curated record.
AUGUCCAGCUGGGCUGUGGGGAAUCUUCCAGGCCUGUUACCUGUAUGCUGCCUGGUGACACCUGGUGGAUUUCACGGGGACUGCCAUGGCACCUACGGAGUACAGUCCGGCCCUGACAGUCAACAGGUUGAGAAGCCUGAUCUAGCUGUGGCAGGGAAGACAGAUACCAGAGAAACUAACAAUGAAAACGGACUCGUUGAUGGAGGAAAAGUUGGAAUGCAGCCUCUGGUGCUGUUUGAGCGAUCCCUCUACCCCGGGUCGCUGCUGUGUUCUGGAAAGGCGCAUUGUACCCUGGAUGCGGCAGAAACUGUAAAGGAGGAUGUGGCUAUAGGGGCUGAUUGUUCUCAUGAGUGUUACUACUCUUCUUUCCCACAGUUAAAAGAAUAUUGGCAGAGGAAGAGCCCUGGCAUUCCAGAAGGAGCUAACAGGAAAAAGAAAAUCAAUGGCAGUAGCCCUGACACAGCCACUUCUGGUGGUUACCACUCACCUGGGGAUUCAGCAACAGGUAUCUACGGGGAGGGCCGUGCAUCAUCUGCUACCCUGGAGGAUCUGGAGAGCCAGUACCAAGAACUAGCAGUGGCCCUGGAUUCAAGCUCCACAAUAAUCAGUCAACUCACUGAAAACAUCAAUUCACUGGUAAGAGUCCAGUGGGGUCCCCUGAUUCCAGCCUGUGAAUCCUGGACUCCAGUUUCCUCUUGGGGCCCUGAAGAAAGGGGCUAGGAGCCCCUGAUGCCAAGGGCAAAUGGGGAGCUGGGCACCCAGGUCUCACCUGGAGGGACCCCAGAGCACAGAACAUGCAGCAUGGCUCUUCUGCACUGCCCUCUUUGCUGACUCUCUCUUCUCCAGACACCCCUGCUCUAGUCCUUGCCACACAUGCCCUGGGGUUGUCACCUCUCAGGAAAGCACUAGCCUGACUGGUUUUCAGGGGCCCGUAUUUCUGCCCUGCCUCAGUCCCUAAUUUGCUUUUUGAGUCUGGACAAGCCAUCUCUCCUCCUUAGGCUCGUGUUUCUGGAGGAGGUAGAGAGUAUCAAAGGUCACUGUUAGCUCAGAGAUUUAAAGGCUCCUAGAAUGGAAACCUCAGGACCAAGGGCUCCUGUCUGUCCUUUGCUGUCUUAUAUCUCUGCUAUGAAGAACUGUACCUGGCCUGUACGUGCUCAGUAAAUGUUUGUUGAGUGAAUGCACCUUUCUCAAUCGUAAGCUGGCAGAAGGGGGGUGGGCCUUUCUCAAACUCUGUCUCUAGAGGUUCAGCAGCCCCUCUCUGCAGGGCCCUUUCCCCUCUGCUUUAGGCAGGUUCACACAUUGAAAGAGGAGAAGCAUGAGAUACAUCAGGUACAGAAGCUUGGGAGGAACUUGUUCAAACUCAAAAACCAGACGGGUAAGAUGGGGCUGCCAUGACCUAGGAGCAGGACUGGCAUCAGAGGGCUGUGAGGGUGACUUAGAAUGCCCCGGGGAGGUGGGUAGAUGGAAGGGCUUUGAGGCAGAGGGAAAGAGGUCUGUGCCAGGAGAUGGCAAGUCUUGUCAUCUCCAUGAGCCUCAGUGUCCCUCUCAGUAAAGAGGGAGGAGUGCCCGUUGUCAGCCACCCACAGUGCUAUCUGAAAGUGACUUGGAAGAUUGGCUACCAUCCGGGUGUGAGGAGUCAUUAGCAGUGAGGCCAAGUUUGGGAAGCCUGAGAGGAGGAGCUGUGCACCGAAGGGAGGAUUUUUU